AUGGCGGCGGUGACGCCGACGCCGAGCCACCGGGCGACAACACUCGACCGGGCGGCCCUGGCGCAGUACACGCGAACGCCGCCGCCGAGCUCGCCGAGCCGACAGAGCCCGGCAAGACAGCGGGGGGCCGAGGGUGAUGCAUCGCUGGUCACGCUCGCUGGCUUGCUCGAGUCGAACGCACUAGCACUUGCGUCGCGGCAGCUUGAGGCCGCGUUGCAGAUGGCGGCGUCAGCGUCGUCGCGAGCGGCGUCGGCGGCGUGCGCGGCAGCGCGGGUCAAAGGCGGAGUGGAUGCGCUUGUCGACGCCGAUCGCGAAGCAGCAAUUCGUGAACAAGAGGCUGAGGCGCGAGCGGCAGUUGCUGCCGCCGAGCAGGUCGCUGCUCUGCAGUGUGAGGUGGAGGCGCUACAGGCCCGCGAGAAGAAGAUCAAGGCUGCAGCGAGGCGAUUCCGCGAUGCCGCCAAGGGCAAAGAUGAUGCCGAGGCUGCCCAAAGUGCCCUGGAACAGCAGGUCCAGCAGUUGUCGCUUCAGAUCAAGGGACUGGUGGCAGAGAAGAGCUCGCUGGAGGCGACAGUGACGGCACUAGAGCAGUCGCUGCAGCGCGCGGCUGCGGUGCCACCGGCAGCCGAGGCCACGUUGACGUCUCUCGCCGAGCAGCUGCAGCACGUGCGGGCGCGGGCCACCGAGGCGACGUCAAGUGCAGCCAGCGCGGCGACGCAGGCAGCCCAGGCGGCGAUCGAGCGCGACGCGCUCGCCGCAGCGCUCGAGGCCGAGCGGUCUGCCAUGCUCAGCUUGCGGGAGCGUAUUGCGGCGCUGCAAGAAGAGAACAGCAGUCUCCUGUCGCGGGCUGUGAGUGCAGAGACCGAGGCGGCGCUGACGGCGACACGCGCGUCGUCGUUAGAGUCGACCCAGGAGGUGAUGCAGGCCCGAGUCAACUCGCUUCAGUCUGCGGCCGAGGCAUCUGUUACCGAGGCCCGAAAAAGCCUCAUGCGUGAUCACGAGCGGUUUGUCACCGAACAAGAUUCAAUGCGGAGCCAGAUUGCUGAGCUAGAAGAGACAACAGACGAACUUCGUGCGCGGCUGGCGCGUGCGCUGCGAUCUGCUGCCAGGCGUGAGACCGAGCUUAAGGCGUACAUCCGCCGAGAGGCGAGACGGAACAACGAGCUGGCGCGACAUCUGGCGGAGCUGCGACAGUUGCUGGUAGAUGGACAGCGGUUUGCUGACGCUGCUAAUGCGCGUGCUGCGGCGCUAGAGGCAGAGUGUACCGCACUCAAGGAAGCGCUGGUUGCGGCCGACUCGGACUCGGCCGAAACCGCAGAUCUCAAGGCGCGGCUGGCGUCGUCGCGACGGCGGAAAAAGCGCGUGUUGGAUGAGCUAGAGCUGGCCAAGUCGCGAAUUGCCGACCUGGAGGCACAAUGCCAUGGGCACAACUCGGCGACAGACGCGGCCCGCGGGGCACUGGCAGCAGCCGAGGCGGCACGCACUGCGGCCGAGGCGGCGGCAGCCUCGGCACAGCAAAAAGCGGCGGCACGCAAGAAGCGGGCCGCAGCGCUGGCCGCAGAGCGCGAUGAGGCGCUGGCAAGGGCAAAGGCAGAGCGGGAACGAGCUCAGGACACCGCAGCGGAGGCCGAGGCGCUUGCGGAUGCGCUUCUGAAGGCUCGCACGGAGCAGGAGCGGGCUGAGAACGACGCGCGGUCGCUGGGCGAGGCACUCGGCGAGGCCCGCGAAGGCCUUGGGCUGCUGGAAGCCGAAAACAUUCGGCAAGCGGACGAGCUGGACGAGGUACGGGCCGAGCGCGACGCCGUGAUGGAGAUGUGGAAGUCGGGUAAGAAGUACAAGAUCCCGCGGACGCUGGCGUACUCCAAACCGCCUGCGGCGGGCAACAAGUCGGUGCUCAAGUUGUUGAUGCUCAACCGCAAGCCGCCGCGGACGUCGCGGACGCCGACGCGCGAGCCUAAGAUUCCGGAGAUCUUUACACCUGACGCCAUCCGCAAGCGGGCCGAAGAGCGACAGCGAUCGCAGUCGCGUUCCAAGUCGCAAACGCGGUCGCGGUCACGGUCGCGGUCGGCGACACGGCCCGAGAGCGUGGCGCGGCCCAAGGGAAAGUCCAAGCGGACACGCGGGCGAUCGAGGUCACGCAAGUUGACGCAGGCGUCCCGUUCCGAUUACGACGCCGGCGCUUCCUACAUCGAGCAGCACGUCGCACGUUGA
Messenger RNA from Thecamonas trahens ATCC 50062, 2208 nucleotides. RefSeq lists its product as uncharacterized. The record is from RefSeq and is a predicted model, not a curated record. Bases 1 to 2208 code for a protein of 735 amino acids. NCBI's taxonomy places the organism in Eukaryota, Apusomonadida, Apusomonadidae. The transcript is spliced from 2 exons.